Colletotrichum godetiae is the source of this 849-nucleotide messenger RNA. RefSeq lists its product as uncharacterized. Lineage: Eukaryota; Fungi; Ascomycota; Sordariomycetes; Glomerellales; Glomerellaceae. The record is from RefSeq and is a predicted model, not a curated record. The transcript is spliced from 4 exons. The coding region runs from base 1 to 849 and encodes 282 amino acids.
AUGGAUUUGAUCCGAUACCGAGCCUCAACGUCCGGUCUUCCCGGCUUACCUCCUGAACCGCGCGUGCCGCGCGUGCCGCGCGUGCCGCUUGCCGCGCUCGCGAUAGGUGCUACGAAGUACACCAUUCCUUGCGAAUCGGCCAAUUUCUCUGCAUCGGUGCCGUGCAUCGGUCACUCGGCGAAGCUUGGGUGCCUUGUCAAGAUCGCCGCCCCGGCGUGGGCCUCUCCAGAGCGUCCAGGAGUUGACCGAUGGAAGAGGUAUCAUGUUCAAACGGCAAGCCGCAUUGCGCGGGUGCAGUUAUAUCCAAGAGCGAAGGAAUCGUCGCUAGGACAAAUCGACUGCGCAUUCUCCAGCUUGACUGGAUCUGGGUGUAGAACUCGAUGGGAUUUGGCUUUGGAGGGAACGCUCACAACACCACAAUGGGUCUGUGAAAAGAGCGCUUUUGAGUAUGUCCGAUAUUAUGCUUAUCAGGUCUUUGAUGAAGAGCCCCAUGCCUCCUAUCGACCUAGAUGUAGUACAGCGAUUAAGGCUGUCUUGGAUCCGUGUGUUAAUGCAUACAGAGAUACAUCACCAGUUUUACCAGUUCCCUGCCGUCAAAGCCGCCUGUCUCCUGUAGGUCCCCGGCCCCUGGCCCCCUUGGCCCGUCGUCUUACCGCCGUAGACGGCUACUUAGGUCAUGAACCACAUCAGCCUGCUCCCCUCAGGGAUCUAUUUUGUCAACGUUCGUGGCACGAACGAGCAGAAGCUUCAAGCUCUUUAGAAUCACCUCAACUGAUCAGUCGAGUGAAGAAGCAAAGCUCGAGACUUGUGAAACUGAUAUUUAUGGACUACAUCAUGAACACCAAGUGA